Messenger RNA from Dovyalis caffra, 870 nucleotides. Lineage: Eukaryota; Viridiplantae; Streptophyta; Magnoliopsida; Malpighiales; Salicaceae. The record is from the annotation of a GenBank genome assembly.
AUGAUAACGGUUAUUGGUAUAUGUUUGCCAGAUUUUCAACGAAAACUUUCAACACAAGGCUUCGUGCUUCAUGAUAAAAAUGCAUACCCUGACGUAAUUGUCGUGGCCUUUAGAGGUACGGAAGCCUUUGAUGCGGAUGCAUGGUGUACUGAUUUUGAUAUCUCCUGGUAUGAGUUUCCUGGCAUUGGAAAAAUUCAUGGUGGCUUUAUGAAAGCAUUAGGCUUAAUAAUGCAACAGGGCUGGCCUCGAGAAUUUACACAAGCCGAUGACCGGCCGAUAGCUUACUACACCAUAAGAGAGAAAUUGAGAGAACUUCUGAAACAAAACAAAAAAACAAAAUUUAUAUUGACUGGCCACAGCAUGGGUGGGGCAAUUGCAAUUCUCUUCCCAGCUGUCCUAGCAAUGCAUGAAGAGAGAUGGUUAUUGAAAAGAUUGGAAGGUGUGUAUACGUUUGGUCAGCCUAGGGUUGGAGAUGAGGAAUUCAAGAGUUUUAUGGAUAGUCAGUUGGAAAAGUAUGGAUUUAAGUACUUGAGGUUCGUCUAUUGUAAUGAUGUGAUUCCCAGGUUGCCCACAGAUGAUUCAACAUUUCUCUUCAAGCAUUUUGGUACAUGCGUCUACUUCAAUAGCUGCUAUAAUGGGAAGAUAGUUUCAGAAGAACCACACAAGAAUUAUAUAUCUGUAUGUGCAGCUAUACCAAGGUUUCUAAAUGCAGUAUGGGAGCUAAUGGUAUGGACUCCACUUCCAGGUUUGGCAGCUCACAAUCCACAAGAUUACGUUAAUGUAACCCGAUUGGGACCUGACACUAUAUAUCAUUGUCUUCAUUACCCAAAGCUUAGAAGUGUCUCUAAUUCAGAUGCAACAGAAGAUUGA